Molecule: messenger RNA, 909 nt
Organism: Bacidia gigantensis
Lineage: Eukaryota; Fungi; Ascomycota; Lecanoromycetes; Lecanorales; Ramalinaceae
Exons: 5
Coding region: 1-909 (302 amino acids)
Biological process (GO): mitochondrial L-ornithine transmembrane transport
Molecular function (GO): L-ornithine transmembrane transporter activity
Source: RefSeq, a predicted model, not a curated record
AUGGCGGAAGCAGACGCCGAGGCUGGGGGCCUCCAAAGGACUCUCAAAGAUCUCGUCGCAGGCGCUGCGGGUGGGAUAGCCCAAGUCUUGCUCGGUCAGCCAUUCGAUAUUGUCAAGGUCCGGCUCCAAACGACAUCACAAUACUCCGGCGCUUUGGACGGUGCUACACAGAUCUUCAAGAAUGAGGGACCACUUGCUUUUUACAAGGGUACACUGACUCCAUUGGUUGGUAUCGGUGCGUGUGUGUCAAUACAAUUUGGCGGCUUUCAUUACGCUAGACGACAGUUCGAAGCACGAAACGCUUCUAUCCAUCCAACCAAUCCAACUUUGUCCUACUCUCAGUACUAUGCUUCGGGCGCCUUCGCCGGCAUCACUAACUCCGUCAUCUCGGGUCCCAUCGAACAUGUUCGUAUACGGCUGCAAACCCAGCCGCAUGGUCACAAUCGCUUGUACUCCGGUCCCAUUGACUGCGUCCGGAAACUCUCCGCUCACGAAGGCGUACUUUCCGGUCUCUACCGCGGUGAGGCCGUGACCAUUCUUCGAGAAGCUCAAGCGUAUGGCGUCUGGUUUUUGUCGUAUGAAUAUCUAAUGAAUGCGGAUGCCAAGCGGAAUCUCGUGAAAAGAAACGAGAUCCCGCAAUGGAAAGUAGCAUUCUAUGGAGGGCUUGCGGGUGAGAUGCUUUGGUUGAGUAGCUAUCCGUUUGAUGUUGUGAAGAGUAAGAUGCAGAGUGACGGUUUUGGACCCAAUAAGAAGUUUGCGAGCAUGAGGGAUUGCUUUGGGCAGACGUGGAGGAGCGAGGGAUUGAGGGGGUUCUGGAAAGGUAUCGGACCGACCUUAUUGAGAGCUAUGCCCGUCAGUGCUGGGACUUUUGUCGUGUAUGUAUGCUCCUAUCUAGUUGUGAAGCGAUAG